Hippocampus zosterae (dwarf seahorse) is the source of this 1128-nucleotide messenger RNA. Its product is annotated as low choriolytic enzyme-like. Gene Ontology annotation, biological process: proteolysis. The transcript has 9 exons. Gene Ontology annotation, molecular function: zinc ion binding; metalloendopeptidase activity. NCBI's taxonomy places the organism in Eukaryota, Metazoa, Chordata, Actinopteri, Syngnathiformes, Syngnathidae. The coding region runs from base 160 to 966 and encodes 268 amino acids. The record is from RefSeq and is a predicted model, not a curated record.
CUGCUUACACCCGUAAGACAAAAUUACUCCACUGUUACCUGCUUUAUUUUUCUUUCACUUCUCUCCCUCUCUCAAUCUGAGACACACGCGAAUGCAGACCAAUGUGAUUUUAACUUUUAAAAUUUUGUUUUGUCUUUAUUUUCAGACGACAGCAACACCAUGACGCCAGUUGUCAUCAUUGUUCUCCUUGUGUCUGUUACGGCCGUUUCUCCGGUCCCAAUGAGUGAAACCGCCAGAAAGAAAAGAGAAGUCACAUCCACUUUUACGAAAAUUGCAAAUGCAAAUGAAAAGGUCUUAGAAUCCCACCUUAUACAUGGAGAUAUUAUGGCUAGCACGAAAAAUGACGACGGUAUUUUGAGGAAUGCUAUCCCUUGCACCAACGCAGGCUGUAAAUGGCCCAAAACUGGAAAAAGAGUCAAGAUACCCUACGAAAUUUCCAAUGAAUUUUCAAGAAAAGAGAAGAGAACAAUAAAACAAGCCCUGAAAGAGUUCAAAAAAGGAGAUCGUAGGACCUGCAUUCGCUUUGUCAAGAAGACUAAAGAAGAUGUGGACUAUAUAUCCUUCAUCUCUGGCACUGGGUGUUGGUCCUACCUUGGUCGCCGAGGAAACAAGCAGGAAAUUUCCUUGCAGAAAAACGGUUGUCUGUACAAAGACAUUGUGCAACACGAGGCUCUCCAUGCACUCGGAUUCCACCAUGAGCAUGUCCGCUCUGACAGAGACGAACACGUCAUCAUUAAUUUUGAGAACAUCAUAUCAGGAUUUGAAAACAACUUUGAGAUUGUGCCAACAAACAACUUGGGUACACCCUAUGAUUUUCAAUCCGUGAUGCAUUACAGCGAAAGUGCCUUCUCCAAAAAUGACGAGCCAACCAUUGUUGCCAGGGAUAGUGCUGUCACUACUUUUGGCACUGCGACAGAGAUGAGUGCCAAUGACUAUGAGCGUGUCAACACACUUUAUGACUGCUGAACUUCAUGACCAUCACAGGGUUUCCAGGUCUCGUCCAAUUCUCCAGUGGUCAAAAAGUGAAGGAAUCGAGCGUCAUUUUACCUGAAUAACAUUUAGUUAACCACAAGAUUGAGUAACUUUGACUAUAGCUCAAAACAAGAAUAAACAGAAUGGAAAUGAAAA